CCAUUAGUUGUAUUAAACGGGUUCAGAAAGAGUGAGACCGGUGAACCUCUCGUCGAACAAAUUUCUGAGCACGGCCAAAAUAUAAAAAUUGAUCCGCUUGAUACGUUCUGGAUACAAUGCGACUGUUGUGAAAAGUGGUUCCAUGGAAAUUGUGUGGGUGUUGAAGAGUACGAAGAUGUUCUUAUUGAAAAGUUUCACUGUGCGUCUUGUGCGAGUAUGCAUGGACCGACUAUAAUGAAAAACAUUCUUUUGCGUCAUCGAUUUGCUUUCGACGAUCCGCUUCAAACUGAGCUUCCUCCUGAGGUCGGCACUGAGGUGUGGAUUAAGAAAUUCGUCGAGACUGAAGCGGAUAUCCCAGCACCAAGCGAAAACCAUGCUAUUGUAUGCGAGAAUGGGUUUGAGUUUAUGGAUCGUUUUAAUCGUAGAGAAGUCUGGAAGCAGAUUUACUUGAUAAAGCAGGCUCGUGGCCUAGAGUUAAGAGUGCCCGAUAAGGAAGAGAACUUCACUUUAAGCUCAAUCGUCGACAUUUUCGGUACGACUUUGCGUAAUAGCUCUGUAAGUUUAGGGCGCUCUUACAAAGUGGAUACCAUUGAUGUGUACCGUCAGGUUACCCAUAGCAUGUCGAUUGGUGCAUUUUAUGACAAAAUGAUCAGCAAGGAACGUCCUCGGCUCUACAAUAUUCUCAGUUUGGAGUUCAGUCAAAAUGAAACGUAA
Haemonchus placei is the source of this 714-nucleotide messenger RNA. The record is from the annotation of a GenBank genome assembly. Lineage: Eukaryota; Metazoa; Nematoda; Chromadorea; Rhabditida; Trichostrongylidae.